Molecule: messenger RNA, 1587 nt
Organism: Caenorhabditis bovis
Lineage: Eukaryota; Metazoa; Nematoda; Chromadorea; Rhabditida; Rhabditidae
Source: the annotation of a GenBank genome assembly
AUGCUCGUAAAGAUGGGCAUGAAAUAUUGUGGGGAGCACGCGAUUUUUGAGGAGGGCAACACGAAACGGAUCAUUUGUCCAAAUGACAAUAAGCAUACAAUCCUUGCAUCGGAACUUGAAAGGCAUUUGAAAAAAUGCAAUUCUCGAGUAAUUGUCACGGACUACAUAAAAGUAGGGGCGAAUGCUGUUGUUGGCGAGACGAAAUACUAUGAAAAAAUUGAUCGGAGGCCGACGGACGAAGAGAUUAUUAGCGUUGUUCAUAAAAUUUGGAAGUGUUAUGAAGAAUGGGCAAGUCAACACAUUAUUGUGAAACAGCUCAAAAAUUCAAUCGUCGAGGAGAAACUUGAAAAUAGUCCGGAUUUAAACUUUCAAAAGAAGAAAAAUCUUAUUCAAAUCAGCUCCAUAAUAGGGCAUAUUGAGGAAAAUGGUGUAUUACCCAAUGAGAACAACUGUUGCCUUUUUGAAUUGGGAGCAGGAAAGGGGCAGCUAGCGUACUGGAUUACAAAAUCGGCACCGCAAGCGAAUUAUAUUUUAAUGGAUCGAAGUGGUGCUCGAAAUAAAUGGGAUAAGAUUGCAAUGCAGGAAAAUCCAGAUUUGAAUUUGGUACGUUAUCGAUGUGCUAUUGAACACAUGGACUUAUCGAAGAUUGAGCUACUCACGAAGUCCUCUAGAAUUUUGACUGUAUGCAAACAUUUCUGUGGUAGCGCUACUGAUGCCGGUAUUCGUAGCUUAUUAAAUAGUUCUCUGAAUAUUGACGCAGCGCUCCUAGUACCGUGCUGUCACCAUAAAUCCAGAUAUGCUGAGUACGGCGGUAGAGAGCUUCUUGCAAAAUGGGAUAUGGAUUCGGAAGAGGAUUUUGCGGCAUUGCGCUACAUUGUUUCUUUUGCAACUAAUGGAGCGCAAGUUAUUGAUGAUGAGCUCUAUUCUGGAUGGAAAACAUUAUACCCUCCAUUGGAGUUGGGACGAAGAGCGAAAGCGAUUUUGGAGUUAGGAAGGGCGGAAUGAGUAAUGAGAUUCCUUCUUCGUGCUUCGUCCAUUGUUGGAAAUUCUGCCCGAUUCGCUUCUCAGGCUAGAAGCAAGGUCUUUUUGGACGUUAACAUUGGAAAUGAUCCAGCUGGGCGAAUCACGAUUGAGUUGUUUAACGAUGUUGUUCCAAAAACCGCUGAAAACUUCCGCGCCUUGUGUACAGGAGAAAAGGGAGUCGGAAAGAGCGGCGUUCCACUUCACUUUAAAGGAUCCAAAUUCCACAGAAUUAUCCCAGACUUCAUGAUUCAGGGAGGUGAUUUCACAAGACAUAACGGAACUGGUGGUGAAUCUAUUUAUGGUCAUAAGUUUGAGGACGAGAACUUCGAUUUGAAGCACACUGGACCCGGAUGCGUUUCCAUGGCUAACGCUGGUCCAAACACUAAUGGAUCCCAAUUCUUCAUCUGCACCGUUGAUACUCCAUGGCUCGAUGGAGGUCACGUAGUUUUCGGUCAAGUUACCGACGGAAUGUCAGUUGUGCGAAAAGUCGAAAAAAUUGGAUCGCGUUCCGGAAAUCCUUCCAAAACUGUUACCAUCGCUGAUUGCGGAGAGCUAAAAGAGUAG